UAUACGCGUUUCUAGAUAAAUAAAAUUAAACUGAAUUUUUUUUUUUAAUCUCGAAGCUGAUAUUCAAUAAAAGAUAAUUUAAUCUAUAAACUUGUAUGUAUGUAUAUAUGUAUAUAUAUAUAAAUUUAAACGUUGUUUCUUCAUCGACUAACCUAAAAAAAUGUCUAUAAAUAACGAAAAAGAGGCGAUAGAAAAAUUUAUUACAGAAUUAAAAGAAUUUUUAACAAAUGAUGAUCCAGAAAGUGCCGUACUUUUAUUCAAAAGUAACAUUCACGAACAAAUCAUUGAACAAUCUUCGUGGGAUAUCGUACCCAUUGUUUCCAAUUAUUUUACGAGUUUUAAUGCUAACAAUAAAAAGAAAUUAUUCGAAUGUUGUGAAACUAUACUCAAUAUAAUAGCAGAAAAGUGUAAUCCAUCUGAGACUGUAUUACAGUUUUUAGAACAAAUUGAAUCUUUAGAAAAUGAUACAAAAUUUUGUACAAUGUUGAAGCCAGUUGGAAUUAGUUUUAAUAAACUAAACGAUAAAUCUAAAGCCAUUGAAUGGUGCGUUGGUACAAUACAAUCUUAUAUACAAGCUUUGCCUAUACCAAGUUAUGAUAAAUCAGACUCCAACAAAAAUAAAAAUAUUGAAGAAACAAGCGCAAUUUCGCAUAGAAUUAUCAAUUUGUAUACCUAUAUUGUUUCAUUCUUACAAUCAUUAAUCCAAGAAUUGAGCCUAACAGAUAUUACUAAACAAGAUAUUAUAUUUAAGGAAUACGUAUUAGGUCUCCUAAUUUAUUUAUUAGGAAGGCCAUUUUGUUAUUUAUACGAAGAUGUUACGGUAUCAAGAAUUCGCGACCAAAUAUUAAAGCUUAUAUUUCAUCUUGCUAAAGAUGUACUGUAUCCUUUAAAUUUUGUAAAUGAUCGUUCGAUAUUAGAGAAUGACUGUAUAAUGAUUAAUAAGGAUUCGGAUGAAAAACCUAUAAGUGGACAGCUAGAAAAAUGUGAAAUCUUGGAAUUGCAAGAAAUUGUACCAACUUUGGCAUAUGCUAACUUUUAUUUCUAUGUAAUAACAAAUGAAGCAUUAUGGAUAAAACUUCCACAAGUAUAUCAUCCACAUUAUAUCUUUCAAGCUGGCAUUACUCUUGUUAAUUGUCUGCUUAAGGAACAAGAUAUUGCAUUAAUAUCUAAAGGUUUAAUAUUUAUGGAACUUCUUGUAAAACGUGUAGAGAAGAUGUCUAUCGGUCCAGAUAAAUUAGAAUUAAAAAUUUAUGUUAUGUUAUUGCAAACUAUUAUUAAUGUGAUGAUAUAUUGCGAGAGCGACAGUGAAAGAAAAAAAGCAUUAUCAGUUUUUCAUGAAUAUAUUAUAAACAUAUUUAAUAUGGAAGCUAGAUAUUUUGUAAUACUAUACUUAUAUAAUACAUGUUACCAUUCUGGUGUUCUUAGCUUGGUAACUGGUUUAGUCAAAACAUCUAUCAUUGAAAGUUUAGGAAUGACACCUAGAUGUACAUAUUUUUUUGGAAGCAAUUUAGAAUCUUUAUUAAAAGGUGCAUGUAAUUUGCCUUAUGGUAGUGCAACCGAUUUGGUAGAGAUAUCAGAUGAAAUAAUAACUACGUUAAAUCUCUUAAGAUUUUUACUUAUCAGAGAUCGAUCUAAUGAAACUGGUAUUUGGAGCAUAGUAAAUAUGCUCGAGGAAAAUUAUUUGAAACCUUUAAGACAAGGGAUAGAUUUAUGCAAAGCACAUUGGAAAACUAAAAUAAAAGAUUUAGAAGAAGCAAAAACUAAAAAUAAAUCACAUAUUUCUAAUGAAACAGAAGCAGAUAAGAAGGUGAUGUUGUCUGUUGGUAAUAAAAAAUUACCAGCCAUGCCAAUUGCACAAAAACUCAAAUUUUCACAUCAAGUUUUAUGCGGUCUUGAUGUAAUGGAAAGUCUUUUAAUUAGAGUUAAUGAGUGCAUUGUAAAUGAUUCUAUAAAAAAUAUCUUAUUAUAGAUCAUAACAUAUUGAAUUACAUAUAUAUGUCAUUAUAUGAGAAGAUAAAAUAAUAUUAAUAUUUAA
Molecule: messenger RNA, 2035 nt
Organism: Vespula pensylvanica (western yellowjacket)
Lineage: Eukaryota; Metazoa; Arthropoda; Insecta; Hymenoptera; Vespidae
Product: glomulin
Exons: 1
Coding region: 161-1969 (602 amino acids)
Cellular component (GO): cytoplasm
Molecular function (GO): ubiquitin-protein transferase inhibitor activity
Source: RefSeq, a predicted model, not a curated record